Messenger RNA from Antechinus flavipes (yellow-footed antechinus), 7053 nucleotides. It is a transcript of the gene CGNL1, whose product is annotated as cingulin like 1. NCBI's taxonomy places the organism in Eukaryota, Metazoa, Chordata, Mammalia, Dasyuromorphia, Dasyuridae. The record is from RefSeq and is a predicted model, not a curated record. The transcript has 19 exons. The coding region runs from base 122 to 4069 and encodes 1315 amino acids. Gene Ontology annotation, cellular component: myosin complex.
GGAGCAGGAGCCGGAGCAGGAGCCGGAGCAGGAGCAGGAGUAGGAGCCGGAGCAGGAGCAGGAGUUGAACCGAGGAGGAGCCCGAGGCAGUCAGGGGCGGGAACCCGGGCGCUUAAACAUUAUGGAGCUGUAUUUUGGAGAAUAUAAGCAUGUGCAGCAGGAGUAUGGAGUACAUCUUAGGGUUGAAAGUGAUGAGACCAAAAAAUCAAGGCUUUCUCAGAAUGCCAAGACAGGAUCUUAUGGUGUCAGUAUUAGAGUACAAGGAAUUGAUGGCCAUCCAUACAUUGUACUGAAUAAUACAGAGAGAUGUUUGGCAGGCAUGCCUUUUGCAGAAAAUGGGCCAUCAUUUACGCCUCCAACAGUCAACGACCUGCCUUUACAUUCCAAUGUUGAUCCCAGACUGGAAGAGAAAGCCAGUGAAGAAAUAAGGUUUCCAGAAAACCCAUAUGGACAACCCACUGUAUUUAGAAGUCUAAAAUCAGCCAGGCUAUAUGAAGGUAAAAAUGGACUUCUUGACCACAAAGAUAGUUCACUAAAAUCAUCUAAUAUGCUGAACUUUCAGAGACACCCUGAACUUUUGCAGCCUUAUAAUCCUGAAAAGAAUGAAUUGAAUUUAGAGACUGAUCCCUCUCAUGAGCGCAAUUGGACCAAAACACUUACAGAUGAAACUAAAAAUGACAAGCAUUCUCAAACUUGCUUUUCUAAACCUGCUACUUCUCAACCAGCUAGCAUGCCUCCAGGAGACAUGUCAAAAUGCAAUGUGACAGCCAUUCGUUUGUGCAGCUCAAUUAUGAUAGAUGAUCCCAAGAAGCAGGCAUCGGUGUGUUUGAAUGUUCAGAACUGCGCCAACGAGGGGCUGCCAGCUGAAUCGCCGUCUGAGAAGCCCCUUACUGCCAUUCACUCUGAUACUCAUCAGGAAAGCAAAAAGAGUCAGCCAGAUGUUCUUCCCUUUCGCCGUCAAGAUUCUGCUGGGCUGGUGUUGGAUGGUUACAGGUCACGGAGAUCCUCCUCCUCCUCAGCCACCCCCACUUCAGCCAACUCUCUGUACAAAUUUCUGCUGGAUGACCAGGAUUACGCCAUCCAUGCUGACAAUGUGAAUCGUCAUGAAAACAGAAGAUACAUCCCCUUCAUGCCAGGAACAGGCCGGGACAUUGAUACAGGAUCUAUUGUAGGUGUAGAUCAAUUAAUUGAAAAAUUUGAUCAGAAAGUUGGCUCUCAGAGAAGAGGGAGAUCUGGGAAACGGAACAGAUUUCAUCCAGAUGAUCGUGAGAGAUCCAGAAGCGUAGAUAGUGCCUUUCCUUUUGGUCUACAGGGAGACUCUGAAUACUUAGAUGAGUUUAGCCGAAACUUGGGCAAAUCAAACGAACAUCUCCUCAGACCAUCCCAGGUUUGGCAGCAGAAGCCUCUCUCGCGAGAUCGUCGCCUUCUUUCUGGUGGGAAACAUUUUGCGGUAGGGCGGACCUCUGGGAAACUGCAGGAGCUAGGUCAGGAUGCUCCUGAUGGACAGCCCAAAUGGUCGCAGUUCCAUAAUGCAGGCAAAAGUCAUGAGAAUAAAGUUAAUAAUAGUGGGUUAAUGAGACCCUCCGCACUUAUAACCCAGAAUAAAAAGGAGGAAGAAAUAAAAACAGCAACGGCCACUGUGUUGUUACAGAAUCAGGCUGCGGCCACAUCACCUGAUUCAGGAACAAAGAAAAUCUCCAUCAAGACACUCUCCUCUGCUACACAUACUCAGGCCACCCCUGACUUGUUAAAAGGCCAGCAAGAACUUGCUCAACAAACAAAUGAGGAGACAGCUAAACAGAUCCUUUACAAUUAUCUCAAAGAAGGGAGCUCUGAAAAUGAUGAUGCCACUAAGAGAAAAGUAAACCUGGUCUUUGAGAAGAUUCAGACUUUAAAGUCUCGAGCAGCUGGAAGUGCACAAGGAAACAAUCGAGUUUCUGAUUCUUCAGCUGAAGUCAGAGAGUUACUAGAACAGAGAAAUAAACUAAACAGGGAGGUUUCAGAACUUCAGAAACAGCUCAACCUAGAAGUGAAGAAUCAACAAAACAUCAAAGAAGAGCGAGAUCAAAUGAGAGUCAACCUUGAGGAGCUUCGAAACCGACAGGAGGAAAAGGAGAAGGAAACCUCAGCACUGCAGAGACGUCUGGAUGACAGUGAAAUGGAGCUCCGGAAAAAUCUGGAGGAGUUGUUUCAGGUGAAGAUGGAACGGGAGCAGCACCAGACAGAGAUCAGAGAUCUCCAGGACCAGCUCUCAGAAAUGCAUGAUGAGUUGGAUAAUGCAAAACAUUCAGAUGAUGGAGAAAAGGGAGCCCUAAUUGAGGAACUAUUACAAACAAAGCAGGAUUUACAAGAUGUGUUGUUAGCCAAAGAGGAACAAGAAGAUCUGCUAAGAAAGCGAGAGCGAGAGCUCACUGCCUUGAAGGGGGCAUUAAAGGAAGAAGUAUCAAGUCAUGAUCAAGAGAUGGAUAAACUCAAGGAGCAGUAUGAUGCAGAACUCCAGGCUCUGAGAGAGAGUGUAGAAGAAGCCACAAAGAAUGUUGCAGUCCUGGCCCAUUGGAAUAGUACUUCACAGCCAGCUCAAUUAGGAACAGAAAACCAGGUGAAGGCCCUAACAGAAGAAAAUGAGAAACUACAGGAAAAGAUCAGAGAACUAGAACAAAGCAUGAUGCAACUUCAGACACAGGUUGAUGACAUGAAAUUAGAUGAAGUCAAAAUGAAGGAAAAACUAAAGAAAUGUGAGGGAGAAAAGCAGCAAUUGGAAGAAGCCCUUUUAUGUGCCAGAGACCAAGAAAAGGAAAUGCUGUCAGCAAAAAAGGUUCUAGAGAGUCAACUUGAGGACAUUCAGAAAAAUCUCAGCCAGGCUACACAGGAGCAACAAAAUCUGUCUGAAAAGUUACAAGAUGAGACAGACCAGAAAGAACAAUUGAGGAGGUUGAAGAAUGAAAUGGAGAAUGAGCGAUGGCAACUGGACAAAACCAUUGAGAAAUUACACAAGGAGAUGGCUGACAUCGUGGAGGUUUCACGGACAUCAACUCUGGAACUCCAGAACCAGCUGGAUGAAUACAAGGAGAAAAAUCGCCGGGAGCUUGCCGAAAUGCAAAGGCAAUUAAAGGAGAAAACUAUGGAGGCUGAAAAAUCCCGUCUGACAGCCAUAAAAAUGCAAGAUGAGAUGCGCCUGAUGGAGGAGGCGUUACGAGAUUACCAGAGAGCUCAAGAUGAAGCUCUCACAAAAAGACAACUUCUGGAACAAACGCUAAAAGACCUAGAGUAUGAAUUGGAGGCAAAGAAUCAUCUUAAGGAGGAUCGCAGUAGACAAGUCAAGCAAAUGGAGGACAAAAUUUUGCAGAUGGAGAUAGAACUGGAUGAAGAAAGGAAUAACUCUGAUUUGUUGUCAGAGAGGAUCACCCGGAGCAGGGAACAGAUUGAACAAAUGAGGAGUGAGCUGCUACAAGAGAGAGCUGUAAGGCAAGAUUUGGAAUGUGACAAGAUUUCCCUGGAGAGACAGAACAAGGAUUUAAAGAGCCGGAUAGUUCACCUGGAAGGUUCAUAUAGAUCCAGUAAAGAGGGGCUAGUGGUGCAGAUGGAAGCCAGGAUCUCAGAGCUAGAAGACCGGCUGGAGAACGAAGAGAGAGACAGAGCUAAUCUUCAGCUGACCAAUAGAAGAUUGGAAAGGAAAGUGAAGGAGCUGGUGAUGCAGGUAGAUGAUGAGCAUCUCUCUUUAACCGACCAAAAGGACCAGCUGAGCCUACGUUUAAAGGCAAUGAAGCGCCAGGUUGAGGAAGCAGAAGAAGAGAUUGACAGGCUGGAAAGUUCCAAAAAGAAGCUUCAGAGAGAGCUGGAAGAGCAGAUGGAUGUGAAUGAACAGCUGCAGGGGCAGCUCAGCAACAUGAAAAAGAACUUAAGACUCAAGAAGAUGCCAAGUAAAGUGCUGGAUGAUUUCGAUGAUGAUGAUGACGAUGAUGAUGACUUCAGUACUGAUGGGGGUAGUCUCUAUGAAGCACCCAUGGGAUACACAUUCUCAAAGGAAAAUGACCCCACUAAAUCUGCUUCUACUUCCCUCAGUGUUUGAACAGAAAAUCGUCAAAGUCGUCAAAGUGCAGAUGACCAGAGCCAGAUGCAUAAAAGGGUCCAAACGGAUUGGAGACCUUUCCCCUUUAUUCACAAUAUGUGCCAUUUCCUCAAGUAUUAUAAUCCUCUUUGGGUAGCCAGGCUGCAGAGCAGCUGUUGCAUCCAAGGCAGGUAGUUCCUGUGUUAAAAAAAUGUAGAAAUUCAUAGAUAGGGCUGGUGACACUUGGAGUACUGGUUCAAAUAGCAAAAAAAUCAACAACAACAACAUUGACUGAAACCAAGAUCAGGUAUAAUAAUUAUUUACCCAUGACCAGCAUCAUUUAAAUUGUAUUUACCACCCACUCUGAUGAUCUCAAAUGACAGGAUAUAGGCCAUAGUUUCUAUUUAAGUAAAAUUAUAUGUCUCCUGGAGUCUGAUCCCAAAUGCUAGUGCAUAGGUAUAGGUUACAUUUAAUAACUUUAAAGUUGGGGAAAACUAAUGUAUAGGUUGUAAAUAUGUUAAACUAGACCUCACUGACUUCUUGUUCCAUUUUGGAAAGCUACAGAAGUUUAAUAGGUCAGUCGUAUGUAAAGUAUACAAAUUUAUAUUGAGUAUUUUAACUUUAAAAAUAAGAAACUACUAGAUUUUAAGUAUUAAAUCUGGUUAAGGACCAUUUUGAAAAUCAUUAUAAAAAGAGGAUGGCAGGGUCUUGAAGGAAUUCAAAUAAUAAUAGCCAUAUUCUUUGGAAAAGCCACUUUUUAAUAGAAGGGAGAUAGAGAGUCAGUGUUAGUUGUUUUCCCCCUCUGCCUGUACACCAAACUAUUUUAUUCUUUUAUCUCUGAAUUGAUUUUCUGUUUCCUCAUGUAAAAUGUAUAUUUUACAUUCAAUGAUAAACCAAGGUAUUCACCACCACUUUCAUGCUUUCUGGAUGUGUGUAUGUGUAGGGGAUUUGUCUUCCAACUUUAGCUUUCCAAUAGUCAGCACUAGGUGACAGCUGCUGGGUACAAUACGUGUGACCUUGCCACUGAUAAAAGCCUCCUCUGGGCUCCUAAAUGGGACAGUGCCAAAAGCUGUUGAAAUGGUGAGGUGUAAUGACUGAAAUAAGAAUUCAAGGUCUUGAAGAUAAUAGAAGAGGGCUUGGAUGAUCAUGGGAGUAAGGAGAAGUAAGAGAUAAGCAAGUGUUCAUGGGUAUAGGAUGAGAGGAGUAGGGGAAACAAAUCAAGAAGGAAAAAUAAAAUAAAACAAUAAGAGUCCUAAGUUAGAGGGAAUGAGUAAGUAGAACAUGGGCUGAGCAGGAUCUAAGCUCUUGGUACAUUAAAGUAGUAGAUAAAAAAAGUGCUAUAAAAAGUAUGAGCUACUGAAGAACUCAGUGACUGAGAGCUGUGCCUUUGGGUGGCCAGGGACAAGAGGGAGCUCAGUCCUUCUUCUCCCUUGAUGCCACUGAAGCCUUGAAGGGGAUGAUUAGAAAAGAGAUGUGAGAAGUGGUUGGGUAGCUUGCUAGGAAUCCUGGAUCUGGGCUUCCUGGGCAUCCUGGGUGAUGGAGAUGAAGGCAGGGCUGGCUGUUGCCAUUUCCUCUCUUGAAAGCUGCCACAGGUUAUACUAAGUGUUUGCUAUUAGUCACUUCCCUUAUGUCCAGGAUGAGUCUUUGUCAUAUAAUAUGUUGGUCAUGACUGGUACAUGACCUGUACGUCUCCUGGACCAUCAUCUUAGUCCCUCCAGUAUCUGAUCAUGGAAUUUGUAGGUCUCUGAGAGACAUGCCAGUUCUUAGAAGUCUGUAAGAAGUAUGAGUGAUCAGUAUCCUCUCCCUAUUCUCUCCCACCUGUCUUAAGAAUCCCACUGCCAAGGGAUGACACACCCUGGUUAUAGGCGGCUUAAUUUUGGAGGCUUAUUCUAACUUUCUUUGCCCUUUAUUGUAUUAUGUAGAGGCAGGGCCGGAGUUUCCUUCUUCUCAGGGGAUUGAGGAUCUUGGAAGCCUUACUCCAGACAUCUUCAUCUUCUCUGAGGCUUACAUGAGAUGACUUAUAAUCAUGUGAUGACUUUGGAACACAAAUGCUGUGUAUCAGCUUUCCGUUUUUCAUAAUCACUUUUUCCAAUAGAGUCUGAAGUAAGAUCUCAGCCUGACCUUCACCAUCCUGCUAUUUUCAUCAUUAACUUGGUUGCCAUUCUUCCCAACUAGAAAAAACUUUUUUAUCCCACUGAUAGCUAAGUGACCAGUGACGUAGAUCUAUUAACUCAGCAACUUUUUAGGGAAAAGUAAUGUCUUGAGUCCAGCCAAGCAGGACUAUUUAGAAGAGAGGAUGUGGGAGACAGCUAUCCCCUGAAAACAAAUUCAGUGACCAGUACUAAUCUGAGUUAUAAAAUAGGAAGACUUCAAAAGUAUUUCACGAUAAUAUAUUUAAAAUUCCUAUUCUGUUUAUAAAUUUAAUUUCCAUACUUAUAUGCAUUUGACUAUAAUUGGUGAUUAAUUCACUUACAUGCACUAGAUAGAUUUUGGGCCCAGUUCUGGCUUUGUGAUUUUGGGCAAGUCACUUAAUCACUUUGAGGAAAGUAAAUUAGAUCGUCUAUAAGUCUCUUCCAACUUUAGAAUUCCAUGAUUCUUUCAUUCUCUGAUAUAUAUAUAUAUAUGUAUGUAUAUGUAUGUAUGAUGGAUACUUUUUCCAUAUAUCUCUUUAAUGACUAACCCAAAGAAGUUUCUCACUAAUGUUUUCUAUAAUUCUCUGAAGAACAUGUUUUAACUUUUUUUAAAAGGAGACAGACCAAAUGCACAAUGCUGUGACGACAAUCAUCAGAAAAUUUGUAUUUUUUGUGAUUUUUGAUUAUUUUGCAUUUAUGAACACCUUUUUACAAUUCCAGUAAAUAUGUGUUCAGCUCAGUUUUGUACUCAGCCAUAGAUUAGUCGCUGCUAUUUAUCACUGGGAAAAUAUAUUUUCGUUGCAGCUACCUCUGUGUACAUGAAAUUGUAAACGCCAAGAUCACUUUUCAAUAAACAAUGUCCAUCAACCUCAA